Glycine soja is the source of this 2060-nucleotide messenger RNA. Its product is annotated as protein DETOXIFICATION 16-like. Gene Ontology annotation, biological process: xenobiotic detoxification by transmembrane export across the plasma membrane. Gene Ontology annotation, molecular function: xenobiotic transmembrane transporter activity; antiporter activity. The record is from RefSeq and is a predicted model, not a curated record. Lineage: Eukaryota; Viridiplantae; Streptophyta; Magnoliopsida; Fabales; Fabaceae. Gene Ontology annotation, cellular component: membrane. Bases 142 to 1611 code for a protein of 489 amino acids. The transcript is spliced from 8 exons.
CUGCACGGUUCCAGUUCCGCCUUUAUCUAGAGUUUUUCAGAUGUUUUUAUAAUCUUUUUAACAACACCAUGCAAUAUGCAACAUUUUUCUCUGUCUGAGUCUUCCAUGUGUUAAGAACUUAAAGAGCAACAAAGAAGAGAAAUGGAGAGAGGAGACCAAAACCAAAGUGCAUCUCUUCAGUCUCCAUUGAUUAAGCACUCACACUCAUCAUCAUCAGGGAGGGGUAUUGAGAGAAGGGAAGUUAUAGAAGAAGUGAAGAAGCAGUUAUGGCUUGCAGGGCCUUUGAUAUCAGUGACCCUUUUGAAUUUUUGCCUCAGUAUCAUAUCUGUCAUGUUUGUUGGCCAUCUUGGCGAGUUGUCUCUCUCUGGUGCUUCCAUGGCCACUUCUUUUGCCUCUGUCACAGGUUUCAGUUUAUUGGUAGGAAUGGCAAGUUCCUUGGACACGUUUUGUGGCCAGUCAUAUGGAGCAAAGCAGUAUCACAUGUUAGGCAUACACUUGCAGAGAGCCAUGUUCACUCUCAUGAUCGUCAGCAUUCCGCUUGCAAUUAUUUGGGCAAACACAAGGUCCAUUCUAACUUUCCUUGGCCAGGAUCCUGAAAUAGCUGCAGAAGCCGGGAGUUAUGCUAGGUUUAUGCUUCCAAGCCUUUUUGCUUAUGGCCUUCUACUGUGCCUCAACAGAUUUCUACAAACCCAAAAUAUUGUAUUCCCAAUGAUGUGCAGCUCUGCAAUUACCACAUUACUACAUGUACUUAUAUGUUGGAUUCUAGUUUUCAAGUCUGGACUUGGGAACAGAGGAGCUGCUGUAGCAAAUUCUAUAUCUUAUUGGUUGAAUGUUACUAUACUCUCACUCUAUGUCAUGUUUUCUCCUUCAUGUGCAAAAUCUUGGACAGGAUUUUCCAAAGAGGCACUGCAUAACAUUCCCUCAUUUGUGAGGCUUGCCAUUCCUUCAGCUGUUAUGGUUUGCUUGGAAAUGUGGUCAUUUGAAUUGAUGGUUCUCCUUUCUGGUCUUCUUCCAAAUCCAAAAUUGGAAACAUCAGUGCUUUCCAUCUGCUUGAAUACUACAGCAGCUGCUUGGAUGAUCCCCUUUGGACUAAGUGGAGCAGGAAGCAUUCGUGUCUCAAAUGAACUUGGAGCUGGUCGUCCGUGGAAUGCACGUUUAGCAGUGCGUGUUGUCUUAGUACUAGCAAUUAUUGAGGGCAUCAUAGUGGGAACAGUGAUGAUACUUGUACGCAAUAUCUGGGGCUAUGCAUAUAGCAAUGAAGUAGAAGUGGUCGAAUAUGUAGCAACUAUGUUCCCAAUUCUGGCAGCAUCCAACUUUCUGGAUGGACUCCAAUGUGUUCUUUCAGGCACUGCUAGAGGAUGUGGUUGGCAGAAAAUUGGUGCAUUUGUCAAUCUGGGGUCAUACUAUAUAGUUGGGAUUCCAUCAUCUAUCGUGUUUGCUUUUGUAUUGCAUAUUGGUGGGAAGGGACUCUGGUUGGGGAUCAUAUGUGCACUCAUUGUUCAAAUGUGUUCUUUAAUGAUCAUAACUAUUCGUACUGAUUGGGACCAAGAGGCAAAGAAAGCAACAGAUAGAGUCUAUAAUUCAGUAACACUUGAGAGCUUAGUUUCAUGAAGAUGCAAUAUCGUUGCAGUUGCACAUUCUGAGUUAAAUUCUAUUUGGAUGAAAACAAUACAUGUUUUGGUAUCCUUCUUUUGGCAGAAAAGUCUAGGGGCAAUUAUAUAUGCGCGAAAGAUGAUAGAUGAUGCAGUUGGCCAUUGGAAGUGAAUAAAGUGGUUUUAUUAUUUUAUUUUUAUGUAUGUGUUGGUAGGGGACGUCUUGAUGUUUUUUGGAGGGAAAAGAUUAUGUUCUUGUGUAGAAGAUACUAAAUGUGAUUUUGAUCUAGUUAUUGAAAACCUUUCAAUUUUUCUCAUUGCCCCACUGGUGAGUCUAUGGUUGGUUAUAUUAGGGGUAAUUUUGUGACUGUAAACUAAGUUUCGGAUAGAAUAGAGUAGUACAAUUAUUUUAUCUUGUUGUAAUAAGUCAUUUGAUGCACUAAUGGAAUAUUUUCUUAUUUCAUAUUC